This is a messenger RNA of Owenia fusiformis, 380 nucleotides long. NCBI's taxonomy places the organism in Eukaryota, Metazoa, Annelida, Polychaeta, Sabellida, Oweniidae. The record is from the annotation of a GenBank genome assembly.
CUGGAAAUACCAGGACCACUUAUGCAGUUGCCUCCCUCUAUCAACUGCUGCAGUAGAGAGAGGAUUUUCAAAUUUAAAAAGAUGGAAGAUUGUAGCAAGGUAUAAUGGCCCAAAAACAAAAUGUGUCAUCCAGCCAAUCAUCAGGCAAGAUGGCACGAUAGCUGUGACCGACAAAGAAAUCACAGAAGCUUUUAUGGUCAAAUAUGGAAAUGAAAUUAUGUCUGUCCAAUCUCAUUCAAUAUGGUACAACUAUGUUGAAAACACAGUUGAGAGAAUUUUGACAACACAAAGAGCUAUUAUUACUGAAACGAACUAUAGCAAAACUUGUGAAAUAAAAAACAUUGAUCUGAAUUUAUAUGAGAUUGAGAAUGCCAUAAAAU